Messenger RNA from Osmerus eperlanus (European smelt), 3340 nucleotides. It is a transcript of the gene mmp25b, whose product is annotated as matrix metallopeptidase 25b. Gene Ontology annotation, molecular function: zinc ion binding; metalloendopeptidase activity. Bases 110 to 1882 code for a protein of 590 amino acids. The record is from RefSeq and is a predicted model, not a curated record. Gene Ontology annotation, cellular component: extracellular matrix. NCBI's taxonomy places the organism in Eukaryota, Metazoa, Chordata, Actinopteri, Osmeriformes, Osmeridae. Gene Ontology annotation, biological process: collagen catabolic process; proteolysis; extracellular matrix organization. The transcript is spliced from 10 exons.
GUGUAUGACACAAAUUCUGAAGAUUGUUGAUCAAUGACAUCACUUAUUAUUAUAAUUAGACCAAAGAAUUGCGAUAUGUUCUUUUCCGCUUAGAAUAUUUUUUAGUUUCAUGGAUGUCUACCAAAAGCUAACGGUUGUUUGGCAGUGUUCUCUGACGUUUGGGAUGGAGUCCGGACUAUUAUUACUCGUGCUUCUACCCGUGUUCUCCUCAACCGGAGAAUCUGCGACCUUGCCUGACCAAUAUACGAGAGGACUGGAUUGGUUGAGCAGGUACGGGUACCUCCCCCCUCCAGACCCGCGCACCAGUAAGCUGCAGACGAAGGAGGGGCUUGAGAGGGCGAUCCGUGUGAUGCAGAGGUUUGGAGGACUCAGGGAGACUGGACAGCUUGAUAGUGACACCCUCCGGCUGAUGUCGGUGCCCAGGUGCUCUCUGCCUGACAUUGUGGGGCGCGAGGACAUGCUGAGGAAGAGGAGGAAGAGGUAUGCCCUCUCUGGACUGAAGUGGGACAAGACCGACCUGACCUGGAGCAUCCACAGCUACCCCUCUCCCUCCGUCUCUCCCUCCCUCCCCCCUGACCUGGUGGAGAGCCUUCUGGUCCGGGCCUUCCAGGCCUGGAGCGCCGCAGCGCCGCUGAGCUUCCACCAGACCCCUGGGGGGGCCGGAGGGGGGCCGGGGGCCGGAGGGGACAUCAGGGUGUCGUUUGUUCGCUCGCUCCACGACGACGGCUACCCGUUCGACGGGAAGGGGGGCACUCUCGCCCACGCUUUCUUCCCCGGGAGGGACCAGGUCGCUGGGGACACGCACUUCGAUGACGACGAGGUGUGGAGCUACGGAGGACAUGAUGGCAGCACAGAUCUGUUCACCGUGGCGGUGCAUGAGUUCGGCCACGCCCUGGGGCUGUCCCACUCGUCCUCCAGCCCCUCCAUCAUGAGGCCGUACUACCAGGGGGCCGUGGGGGAUGUGACUUCAUACAGCCUGCCUAUGGACGACACCCUGGCUAUCCAGCAGCUCUACGGAAGGAGAGAGGACCGAGUCACAGCCAGGCCAGAGGGAGGCACCACCCCCCGUCUGCCCAGGCUCCCCCAGACCCCACACCCCCGCCCCACACUGCAUCCAGAUCCUGCGCUCCAGGAACGCUGUGGGGGGGGCUUCGAUGCCGUGGCCAACAUCCGGGGAGAAGUGUUCUUCUUUAAGGGCCCACACUUCUGGAGGUUGCAGAGGACCGGCUCCCUGGUGUCCCUGAGACCAGCCCUGAUCUCCAACUUCUGGCUGGGCCUUCCUCCUGGCACCGCCAACAUCGACGCGGUCUACGAAAGGAAGAGGGACAGCCGCAUCAUCUUCUUCAUUGGAGACCAGUACUGGGUGUUCCAGGACACGGAGUCUCAGCCCGGCUUCCCCCGGCCACUGGCUGACUGGGGCAUGAGAGGACAGGAUGGCCGCGGGCCGCGGCGCGUGGAGGCUGCCUUCGUGUGGGCCCACAACGGCAACACAUACCUGUUCAGCGGGGGCGAGUACUGGAGGUUCGACGAGACCCAGACGCAGGGGGACGCCCUGGGGAAGCCACAGCCUGGAUACCCCAAACCCACCACCCUCUGGAGAGGGGUACCAUCGCACCCUGAUGACAUCAUCACCUGGGAAGGAGGAAAUGCAUAUUUCUUCAAGGAUAACCUCUACUGGGUUCUGGAGAGAGGACAGAUGGAUCAAGACAAUGUCAUUUCAAAAUCCACUGCGGAAUUGCUCAUGUGUCCUGCGCCCGCCCCGACACAGCAGCCGUCCAAUCCUACGCAUCGAUCCUGCCAGUGUGAAAUUGGAGCUUCGGCAAAUUUCCGUGGCAGUUGGUUGAUGGUGCUGUCACUCACGUUCGUACUCUCUAGACUGUGACUCAGUCUCCUCCACUGGCAGUCUGUCCUGGCAGUUACAGUUGAAGGAAUGGUGCCAUUUGUGUUACAGAUUGGUCUAGAGAAAACUUAAAAUUAUUGUUAGUGAUUUUUAAUUUAUGAUUUUGCAUUUUAAAGCAUGCAAAGCUUUAAAAGUUUCCAAAACCUUUUUAAAUGAAAUUACAUACACAAAUAAAAUGUUCUAUGGGAGUCAGAUGGCUGAGUGGUUAGGGAAGCGGGUUAGUAAUCAGAAGGUUGCUAGUUCGAUUCCCGGCUAUGCCAACCAAAUGAUGUUGUGUCCUUGGGCAAGGCACUUCACCCUACUUGCCUCGGGGAGAAUGUCCCUGUACUUACUGUAAGUCGCUCUGGAUAAGAGCGUCUGCUAAAUGUAAAUGUUCUAAAAAUUCUCACACCAGCUCUGUCCCCCUUCACAAGCAAUGAGAUCAUCUUUCUCAGUCAUUAACGCCCCCCUCGUGGUGUUCCUCUCAUGCUCCACUCAGCCCCAGUCUCUCUGCUGCUGCUGGUAACAACAUUAGAGUCAUCUGAAGGCAACAACUAUCGCCUGGUUUCUCUCCCAUCAUUCCUGUCCAAAACAGAAAGAUUCCUGCCCCCCCUCUGGGGGGUGCUGUUGACUCCCAAACACUGACCUGGAUUAUGCAACAAUAGGAAACCAAAGCUAACAGCUCCAGUGUUUGGGGUCAGUUGUUUACAGAGCUGCCAACUCUCACGGUUUCGCCGUGUGACACACGCAUUUCAACAAUUUCUGGGGGGUGCUACCAAAUCUCACACCAAGGUUUUUGGAAAAGUUGGCAGCCCUGUGUUUAUGAUUUCGGAUUAGUUUCAGGAAAUUAUUUGAGAACCGUUAAUCAUCGUACAGGUUCUUUAGAUCCCCUAAAAUAACAAGUGUGCCUAUCACAUCCCAGACAGUGAACCUAUAGGAGGCAUUUGCAGUUCUAUAUAUUAAACUAGAGCGGGUACAAUUUCUGGGGAAAUUGUAGGGUGUGCUUGCUUGCGUCGGUUGCACAGGGGUAAUGACAUUUUUACAACUGAUAUUUCUGUAUAUUUUAUAUAAAAAUGCAUAGGGCCUACUUAUUAUUUAUAAAGAUGACAUAGAUUUAAAAGCAUCUUUUUUUUCUGCUCAUUUAGCCUACAACUCAAAAUACGAGUGAAGUGAAUGAAAUAUGAUAUCUUCUCAUUUCCCCUGCAAGAGGCAGCCUCAUAGCUGAAUCAAAACGAAUACAUUUGGCAGACCGGUGUAAAAAUUGACCUAAUCUCUAUGACUUAAACGUCCUUUAAGUUUUCCCUUCUCGUGAUAUUUUCAGGCAUUUAGCCUAGCUACUCAUAUUGCAUUCAUUCAUUAACCCCUUUGAAGAUUAUUCUACGACGUUACCGGCAGUAGAAGAUGGAAUCGCGAUUCAAACAGUACCAUCUGCUAACUGAAAAUAUGCCCCCAAAAACGUAA